GGGAAAUACUGAAUUAGACUUAAACCAUGUGUAACCUAGCAAAGAGCGCUGGACUUUAAAUCACCAGCAAUGGAUUUUGUCUCAGGUUCUGUCACUACUGUGGUGGAUACAUUUGAAAAAUUAACAAAAAAGCUAGAAGGCAUUGGAGAUGCACAAAGACCCUUCCAUUUCCAACAGCCUCUAUUCAAUGCCAAAACCACUGAUUGUUCCAGUCAAUUUGGGCAACCUGGCCGUUGUAUCAUAGAGGAAACCUGAUAUCAUUCAGGGGUCUAUAAGACUGGGAGGCUUUGGGUUUCUGAGUUGAAGUCAUUUGUGUUUGCUCAGGAUAGAAAUAAGAGACAAAAAUCCAUUCUUCCUAUCAUUAAUUUAGUAGGUGUUGCUGAAGAAGUGAUAUUCAUUCAAACUAAUGUGUUUACUUGUUACACUAUGUCCAGGAAGGAUUCAGACUCCAAUGUCAUAUAAGAAACUGCUGUGCCCUCACCAGAAAAAUAUCCCCAGUUGUCCUGCUGUAAGUAUAGCCUCUUCGAAAGAACAAAGCCAUGGAGAAGUCAGUCCCUUCCUAGCACCAUCCAGUGGAUGGGACGAGACCCCACUGAUCUUCACCGUCAAACGAGAAAUUAAUAAGAGAGACAGAGGAGUACCCAAGCAGAGCUGGAGCUGCCCAUCCGUGGAACAGCGAGUAACAGAGAAGCCUCUCGGAUGUUACCCGGUAUACCCCGUGCACCUGGAGGCUAUAGGUACACACAUCAACAGACACAUGAGGACUCGGAACCAGCCCUCUCCCAGUUCCAAGAGAGAUCUUGUCCCACCGGGUCAGGGGAUGUUUUUUUUCUUUCCCAAUACAUCGCAGGUGCUGAUUUCUCAAACAUUCAGUUAUGAAGGAGAGACUUUUUUUUUUUUUUUAAGUCCUGGCGGGGGGCGGGUGCAUUCCACACACUCCCGUGUCACUCCUACCCUUCUUUGCCCUCCAGGUCCUGCUGCGAGGCCUUCCACUGUCAUCGGCAUCUGCACGAGAAGCCAUAUCUCCUGCGCCCCUUUGAGGGUCUCCAGGAGUUCCCCCCAGUCGCAGGUGGAGGAGACGAAAGCAGCCGAAGUGGGCGCUCCGGCCAACCCGGAUUCCCAAAGCGCCCUCCAGGGUGCGCCCGGAAAUCCAGUCGGAAGAGGCGCAGUUGCCAUGGCACCAGAGACGCUCCCCAAGCAUCCUCAUCCCCUGGGGAAAAGGGGGCCCAGGGCAGAUGCCUCCCUCCCUGGCAAUCUGGCAGGAGCACCCCUUUCUCAGUUUGCCGGGUCUCCCACCCAGCUCCCAUCAAAGGGGUUAAUCAAGGCUUGGUCUUGCCCCCCCAUGCGCCCACCCCAGCGCUUCCAGACGGCUUGUUCACAGGCCCCUCCCUGGCCGGGGGUGAAUGCUCGCUGACGCUGACCGCUGCGAGGGGAUUGUUCUGCGAGCGCGGCCCAUCUUCAAAUCAAUGCCUGCGCAGGACAACAGAAAGGGCCUCAGAUGCACUGGUUUCCACAGAACCAUUGUUAGGCUUUUGUGAAGCAGUUUUGAACCUAAUAAAUAAUGUCAAAAGUCUCUAUCGCAGCCAAAAAUGUUCCUUUUGAAGCAUUUCUAAUGGUAUUUUUGUUCCGCGGUGUCCCCCAGUGUCACAAAGAAUUUGUGCCUCACAAUGGGAAUGGGGUACAUCGCGUGCCACUUCGUAAUGCGCCUCCAGGGACUGCGAGGACCCCGCUUUGUUCAGCUCGCGCAGGUAAACGGUUUCACUUGCCAACUUGGGAUUUGGUUGAAGGAUGUUUUCUAAGGGCCUUUUGAAUUUCUAAACAGGGGUUUGGAAAACGUGAGCGCAUGUUUGUAAUUUAAUAGUUAACAUGAAAUUCGAUGACUCCUGAAGUGGCGAGGAGAAUUCUACAGGCUGUACUGAGGUUUUUA
This is a messenger RNA of Phyllostomus discolor (pale spear-nosed bat), 1927 nucleotides long. It is a transcript of the gene C2H12orf42, whose product is annotated as chromosome 2 C12orf42 homolog. NCBI's taxonomy places the organism in Eukaryota, Metazoa, Chordata, Mammalia, Chiroptera, Phyllostomidae. The record is from RefSeq and is a predicted model, not a curated record. The coding region runs from base 407 to 1414 and encodes 335 amino acids. The transcript is spliced from 2 exons.